This is a messenger RNA of Etheostoma cragini (Arkansas darter), 3648 nucleotides long. RefSeq names its product xylosyltransferase II (gene xylt2). Lineage: Eukaryota; Metazoa; Chordata; Actinopteri; Perciformes; Percidae. Gene Ontology annotation, biological process: chondroitin sulfate proteoglycan biosynthetic process; heparan sulfate proteoglycan biosynthetic process. The record is from RefSeq and is a predicted model, not a curated record. Gene Ontology annotation, molecular function: protein xylosyltransferase activity. The transcript has 11 exons. The coding region runs from base 9 to 2675 and encodes 888 amino acids. Gene Ontology annotation, cellular component: membrane.
AGUUCAGAAUGCGCGCUCCCAGUCAAUUUGGAGUCGAAAAAAUGGUGGCUAGCGCUCGGGUACAGAAGCUGCUCCGACGAUAUAAACUAGCGAUUGCCGUCGCAUUAACUAUCCUCCUGGUCCAGGGGCUUGUGGUAUGGAGUCUAAGAGGUCUGGAAGAAGGCGAGGCAGAGAGAAAAACACGACGUUCUAAGCUGCCUGACCACAACAGCCAGGACCCCAAGAGAGACGCCGCACUUUGGAAGAAACAAAACUCUUUGUCGGGUAGGGGCAGAUGGAGCGGCCGGUCGGAGAGGACGGGGGGCACAGCAGCCAGUGCGCUGAGGAGAGGGACCAACCGCAGAGGAGAAAAGCCCAACAUCAGGCUGAAGUCUCCCCAGGAGCGGGGGAUGACGGGAGCUGGAUUAGAUGCUGUGGUCCUCCAUGAUCUGUCCAGCAGCCGUAACUUCAGCGAGACCCGAGGUGGCAAAGACGGGGCGGCAAAGUUACCCACUGCUGCAAUACUGGGGGAGCCGGGCAGUGUGGACGGGGCGCACCAAGCCCCCAGCAGCGACUUUGUGCCUAAAUGUGAAAUCAUGGGCAAGGACGCGCUGUCUGCCCUUCACCGGGCCGGGUCACAGCAGUGCCGACAGGAGAUCGCCAACAUCGUGUGUCAGCAUCAGGCUGGGAAGCUGAUGCCAGACGCACUUCCUCAGUUCUGCCCCCAGCUCGGUAUUUCAAAUCCGGUCCAGGCUUUUGGCGAGAUGGACAACAGCCUGUCCAAAGUGGAGAACCCUGUCAGAGUGGCAUUCGUUCUGAUGGUACAUGGGCGUGCUGUACGGCAGCUCAAGCGCCUCAUCAAAGCCAUAUAUCACCGUGACCACUACUACUACAUCCAUGUGGACAAGCGGUCCAGCUACAUGCAUCGGGAGGUCCUUCAGAUAGCCCAGCAGUACCCAAACAUACGAGCCACUACCUGGCGGAUGGUCACCAUCUGGGGUGGUGCGAGCCUGCUAAAAGCCUACCUACGCACGAUGCAAGACCUGCUCUCUAUGCUGGACUGGAAGUGGGAUUUCUUCAUCAAUCUCAGUGCUACAGAUUUCCCCACCAGGACCAAUGAUGAACUGGUGUUGUUCCUGUCGCAGCAAAGAGACAAGAACUUCCUCAAGUCCCACGGGAGGGAAAAUGCCCGGUUCAUUAAGAAGCAAGGCCUUGACCGUCUCUUCCACGAGUGUGACAACCACAUGUGGCGUCUUGGCGAACGCAGCAUUCCCGAAGGCCUGGAGGUCUCAGGUGGCUCUGAUUGGUUUGCGCUCACCCACCGCUUCGUGGAAUACGUCAUCAACUCCCAGGAUGCCCUGGUGUCAGGGCUGAAGCAGUUCUAUUCCUACGCUCUGCUCCCUGCUGAGUCCUUCUUCCACACGGUGCUUGGGAACAGUCACAUGUGUGACACCCUGGUGGACAACAACCUGCGUGUCACCAACUGGAACCGCAAGCUGGGCUGUAAAUGCCAGUAUAAGCACAUUGUCGACUGGUGUGGCUGCUCUCCCAAUGAUUUCAAACCGCAAGACCUCAUCCGGAUCCAGCAAUUGACCCGUCCGACAUUCUUUGCCCGCAAGUUUGAGUCAGCAGUGAACCAGGAGGCCUUAGACAUCUUGGACACUCACCUGUAUGGCCAGUACGCUCCGGGCACCAUUGCCAUCAAGGCAUACUGGGAGAGCCUGUUUGAACAGCUGGAUGGCGUGGCCUCACUCAGUGACGUGGCUCUCACUGCUUACACCGCUUUCUUUCGUCUUGGCCUUAAGAAUCUGGUGACCACUCAGAGCAAUGUGGAGGCCUGCAGGCUUGAACCAGUAGGCUACCCUCUAUCAGUACACAUGUACUUUUAUGACGACCGUUUCCAGGGAUAUCUGGUGCGUCAGGAAGUCCAGGCUGUGGGUUCAAAGGUCAAGGAGACACUGGAGAUGUGGGCAGUGCCCCAGGCCACGCUUGUCCUUGAGACCAACCUAAAGGAGUUUGAAAGGCUCAAGAAUCUGGAAAUCGGCACAGAAUGGGAUCCUAAAGAAAGAAUCUUUCGUAACUUUGGGGGCGUGAUUGGCCCUUUGAAUGAACCACUUGCAGUCCAGAAGUGGGCACGCGGUCCCAACCUCACAGCCACUAUUGUAUGGAUUGACCCGGCUCUGGUGGUGGCUGCAUCUUAUGACAUUACCGUGGAUGUGGAUGCAGAAUACACCCAGUACAAACCCCCACUGCAGCAACCACUGCGGCCCGGUACCUGGACGGUGCGGGUGUUAAAACAAUGGGAGCGUGUGGCAGAAGUUCGCUUCCUUGUCAUGCCCUUAACCUUCAAAGAUAAGGAGCCACUACGCAAAGAAGAGGACAGCUGGCUGCAUGCCGGUCCUGCAGGUAACCAGUACAUGGAUCAGAGCUUCCAGCAACUGAGCUCCGUGCUGAAGCUGCCCCCCCAGGAGUUGGCCAUGCAGGAGGCCCAGCGUAAAGCCCAGCUUGUGGGUCAACCCCUUGAAGCGUGGGUGGACAGCAGCAUAGACACCUUCUGGGUUACAGGCGGCCUGUGCGCCACACAGCCUUCCUCUUGCCCAGCCGUGGUAACUUGCUCCAAGACCUCCUGGAGCUCUCUGUCCCCGGACCCCAAGUCUGAACUGGGCCCAGUCAAAAGUGAUGGGCGGAUCAGGUAGCCCCACGAGAGGAGGGUCUGUAGACUUCAACAUAUACACAGGAAGACUUAGGGAGAGCUGGACCUGCACUGGAGAGCUCCAAGAGAACCUGUGUGAACCGGAUAUAGUCUCAGAGCUCAAGGGCACAUAAACAACAAGACAUCUUCCUGCACUGAGGAGUCAAGACAUUCUCAGUCAAGUAGUUACACAGACUUAAAAGAGGAGGAUGUGACUGCUGGGAAUUUGCACAUAGAGCUUAUCAAGCACAAGGACUUGUGUCAUUGUUUGCAGAACAGCCGCCAGAUGUAUUGUGUUGUUUUGCUGGGACGCAGCUUGCCAGUCAUGGUUGGAGUUUGAAAAAAAGAAAAAAACAACCCCUCUGUGCAUGUUUGACUUCUGUUUGGACGCACAGUUUUCAGUUUUUCUCUGCUUGGAAAGAAUGGGAAGCAGUUAACUCAACAACAGGCUCCUCUUCAUUUCAAGUGAGAGUGGAACCUCUGAAUCAUGUAAUUGUGCUUAUUUUGAAGCAUUAAUUAUGUAUGCAUAAGUAACAGACAGAUGAAGUGCACUUUACUGUAAGACUAUAAUGUUACACAGAGGUCACUUAUGCAAGGAUCAGAAGUCAUGAGUCAUGGUUAAGGUGGUCACAUCACUUCCAUUUCCAUUGACUCUAAAGCAAAUACUUGCACCAUCACUCCCCUGCACAGACAUAUCACUAAAUAUUCAGACUUGUAACCUGUAUUAGGAAAAGAUAAGGAAAGAUAGUGUAGAGAGAGUAUUUCAUGUUUAGUUCUGUUUACUGUGACAUAUCAUAUGAACCUGUUUUCUUUUUUUUAUUGUUUGUUUUGUCUGUUAGUUCCUUGAACUGGCUGUAAAGUUUUAAGUUGUCUUUGAUGCCCAUUGUUACAAAAAAGCCACUCUUGAGUUGUUUAUCUGGUCAAAGGAAGUGCAGAGACAGCUGCAGCAUCAAUGCUGCAGAUAGUCAGGUUACAUU